GAACGCAGCAAUGAGGAAACCGGACAUUUAACAAACAUCUCAAAGGUUUCACAUUUCUGCCUGUUUCCGCCGCAGUCAGGGAACAGCUGCAGACGCACCCUCUGAAGUUAAGAACCGCGGUGGAAAUCUGACCAGAACUCCUCGUCUUAUCUGUGUGUAUAACAGAAUCAUGGCCUACCAAGGAUACGGUGCUCCCCCCGGUGGAUAUGGUGGACCCCCAGGUGGAUACGGUGCUCCCCCCGGUGGAUACGGCGGUCCCCCCGGUGGAGUCGCGCAGGAUCCUCUCUACGGAUAUUUUUCAGCUGUGGCUGGACAGGAUGGACAGAUCUCAGCAGACGAGCUGCAGCGCUGCCUCACACAGUCCGGCAUCUCUGGAUCGUACAAACCCUUCUGCCUGGAGACCUGCAGACUGAUGAUCAGCAUGUUGGAUAGGGACUAUUCCAACAGCAUGGGCUUCAAUGAGUUCAAGGAACUGUCUCAGGUUCUGAACGGCUGGAAGAACACCUUCGCAUCCUACGACCGAGACCGCAGUGGGACUGUGGAGGGCCAUGAGCUGCAGCAGGCCCUCAGCACCAUGGGUUUUAAUCUGAGCCCUCAGGCAAUGAACAUCCUCAUGAAGCGCUACAGCUCAAACGGCAGAAUCGCCUUUGAUGAUUUCAUCAGCUGUUGUGUGAAACUCCGCGCGCUGACAGAUCAGUUCCAAAGGAGGGACACAACCCGAAAUGGCCAGGCCACAUUUCAGUACGAUGAUUUUAUCCAGGUCACCAUGAGCAUAUGAAGAGGAAUAGACGAAACAGAGGGGACACUCCAGCCCUUUAACACCUUCUCAUAUUAACAGCAUGUACUACUCUCAUUGGUUUUAUUUUUAAUCGUCGUUGAAAUGUUAAAGUCACAUUCCAUUUUACCAGAAACUUUUUUUUUAACAAAGUUGUUUUGUAAUAAACUAACAAACCUAUAUGAACAAAGUAACUUAGGGUUAUACCACUAACAAACCUCUACAGUACGUGUCUGUGUUAGUCCAUGGUGCAUAUCAGUGUAAACACGUAUGAAAUGAAUAAACAUGACAUCCAUCACA
This is a messenger RNA of Epinephelus lanceolatus (giant grouper), 1075 nucleotides long. RefSeq names its product sorcin (gene sri). Gene Ontology annotation, molecular function: calcium ion binding. The record is from RefSeq and is a predicted model, not a curated record. Lineage: Eukaryota; Metazoa; Chordata; Actinopteri; Perciformes; Serranidae.